CAUUUCAUCCUGAUUCUUGUAUCUUAUUACCGGGUUCCCAUUAGUCUCCCCUUCCGUACCAAAUCUCCAGUGGCGAUUUGCAGAAUUUUUGGAUCUUGUUUCUUCAAAUUGUCGACGGGGGAGAGAGAUCGCCAUUUCUCCGGCGAGCCCUUCUCCUCCGGCCAAAUCUGCAUUGGUUAAAUCUCUACCCUAAGCUGGAGCCCAUUCAAGAAACCACGCAGCCUCUGAAGCCUCCUACCUCUUCCAACGGCCAGAUCAGGUACCGGUCGCCGUCUGCUGCCGAGUUGAUCCACUCGCCGGGGGAACUCGACGGCAAGAUGAGGCGCGCGAGGCAGGAGUCAAUGGGGGAUAAGAUCCACCGCUUCCGCAGUGUGAUCCUCGUUGUUUCGAUCCCCAUUUUUCUUGUCCUGUUGGUAAUUUAUCUCAUGCCGCGGGGUCCCGCGCCACUUCCCGCACGGGACGCUGCUUUAAUCGGCCGGAAGGUGGGGACGAGCGACCGAUCUAAAAGCUACGCCGUUAUUUUCGAUGCGGGGAGCUCGGGGAGUAGGGUCCAUGUUUACUGCUUCGAUGGGAAUCUGGAUCUGCUUCCAAUUGGGCAAGAGAUUGAGCUCUUCGUGCAGAAAAAACCAGGCUUAAGCGCUUAUGCUGAGGACCCUAAGGAGGCUGCCGAAUCUUUAAUUUCUCUUUUAGAGAAAGCUGAGAGUGCGGUUCCUGAAGAAUUAAGAGGAAAAACACCUGUUAGAGUCGGGGCGACAGCAGGCUUGAGACAGUUGGGAAUUGAAACUUCUGAAAAAAUUUUGCAAGAAGUUAGGGAUCUUCUUCGCGACAAGAGCUCUCUUAAGUCCAAAUCAGAUUGGGUCUCUGUUCUUGAUGGCACUCAGGAAGGUGCUUUCCAAUGGGUCACUAUAAAUUAUUUACUUGGCAAUUUGGGUAAACAAUACUCAAAUACAGUGGGAGUAGUUGACCUCGGAGGAGGAUCUGUCCAAAUGGCAUAUGCUAUUUCUGAGAACGAAGCUGCUAAGGCCCCAAAGCCAACAGUUGGAGAAGAAGAAUAUGUGAAGAAACUGUUUCUUAAAGGAAUCACGUAUUACCUUUAUGUUCACAGUUAUUUGCGCUAUGGAUUAUUGGCUGCUCGAGCAGAGAUCUUGAAAGUUGCAGAAGGUUCUCAUAGUGAUUGCAUAUUGAAUGGCUAUCAAGGGUCUUACAAGUAUGGAGAUAAAGAAUACCCAGCUUCAGCCUCCCCAUCUGGCUCCAGCUACACCAACUGCAGGAGCGCUGCCGUCAAAGCUCUUAAACACGACGAAACAACUUGCACUCAUCUUAAAUGCACAUUUGGCGGCAUAUGGAAUGGCGGUGGUGGAGAUGGACAGAAGAAUAUAUUCGUGGCUUCAUUUUUCUUUGAUAGGGCUGCUGAGGCUGAUUUUGUUGACCCAAAUUUGCCAGUUGCCAAGGUGAAACCUUCAGACUUCGAGGAGGCUGCUAAAAGAGCUUGUAAAUUAAGUGUGGAGGAAGCCAAGGUCACAUACACCAAAGCAGCAGAGGAAAAUCUUCCAUAUCUUUGCAUGGAUCUUGUUUAUCAAUUCACAUUGCUCGUCGAUGGAUUCGGCUUGGAGCCAUGGCAAGAUAUCACACUUGUAAAGAAGGUUAAAUAUGGCGAUUCCUUGGUGGAGGCAGCAUGGCCUCUGGGCAGUGCUAUUGAAGCUGCUUCCAUAGCUUAGCAAACAUAGCUGAUGCUAUGUGCAUUUGAGAUUAUUAUCCUGCUGGAGCUAUUCUUUUGUCCAUUGUUAUCCUGGUACCAAUCUUACCAUUGGAAUCCAUUAAUCAGCUUGAUCACAAUUUACAUAAUAAUUUAUUUUUCGGAUUUUUUUUUUGCUUGAUAGAAUAGAUGAGUUUAAGGAUGAUCUUUCUGAGUGAUUCUUGGAAGAUUUUGUCAGAUACAAAUAUUAUAAUAUUUGAGAGUUGAGUUAAAUCAGAUAUUUUGUUCA
Dendrobium catenatum is the source of this 1985-nucleotide messenger RNA. RefSeq names its product probable apyrase 1. The record is from RefSeq and is a predicted model, not a curated record. Gene Ontology annotation, biological process: nucleoside diphosphate catabolic process. Bases 318 to 1718 code for a protein of 466 amino acids. NCBI's taxonomy places the organism in Eukaryota, Viridiplantae, Streptophyta, Magnoliopsida, Asparagales, Orchidaceae. Gene Ontology annotation, cellular component: membrane. The transcript is spliced from 9 exons. Gene Ontology annotation, molecular function: nucleoside diphosphate phosphatase activity.